This is a messenger RNA of Caenorhabditis bovis, 1179 nucleotides long. NCBI's taxonomy places the organism in Eukaryota, Metazoa, Nematoda, Chromadorea, Rhabditida, Rhabditidae. The record is from the annotation of a GenBank genome assembly.
AUGAAUCUUAAAAGGAUUCUAGUCGAUACAGUUCAAGACGAUCAAACACAUUCUCCAAACAUAAAAACUUUACGGGUUAUUGAAAAAGAGGAGCUCCACGAGCUAGAAGUGAGCCCCCAAGAUGUCCCAUCCUCCAGUGUGACAAGUGUACAUCCAAUUGAUAUCUUGCAUGAAGAGCUUUCAAAAAAUGACAUCAAGGUUGACCAAAUCGGAAGAAUUAUAAAUGAUGGAAUUAUUCAAGGAUAUUUUGCACAAGACGAUCUCAAGGACAUUGCUCAAUUAUAUGGGAAAACAAUUCAAGGUCUCGGAAACAUCGAUGUAAUCACUUUGGCGGAUAGAAUGAAUUACGAACAAGUCGAUCAUAAGCAUGUUAUAAUUGGAAACGCUUUUAUGUGGAACGUUCUGAAAGCGGGCAUGAAUCAAGUUCGAGAUAAGUGCGACAACUUUAACUUCAAAAUUAGCGCAAUGGCAGAAACGACGACAGAUAAAAUAGAGUUCAAUUCGAAAUUGGUCCAUGAGGGACAAUUUUGUAUUCCCGACGUCGCCUCUUUCGAAAGAAUUGAUCUUCUUGAAAUUUAUCGAUCAGUGACAUUUAGAAAGUCUGCAGAUUUUGUUAAACGAGCCAAACACCUUAUCAAAUCGUAUUUAGUUGUGAGCACUGUUCCGGCUUGUGCUAUCUGGCAUUACGGAUUACGUUUAAGCGGAGCUUCUCACAAGAAGACUAUCGAGAAUAUUCCAAAUGCAGUUGUCAAAGUUUUGAUCGAUUUUCUCCUCGCAUUAUGCGGUUUUUGCCGAAAUGAAUUGAACGAGGAUGCAGAAACAAUAGUUGAUUCAGUUUUUUUCAAAGGGCUUGGCAAUACGGAAGAUGAAAGGCUCACCGAGUUCCAACGAUUAAAAGAUACAAGGGAUUCGUUGAUUGGCAAAUUCCGCACCUGCAUUUCGGAUUCCUUAAACGAAGUCCGUGAGAUGCCCUAUGAUUAUGUUGUAAAAAAGCUUCUUCCUCCGCCGCGAGGUAAACCUUUAUCUGAAGAUUGUGUAUCUUGGAAACAAUAUGAAGACGUCGUAAAAAAAUGCUAUUCGGAUCCGUCCGUGGAAAAUAUGAGAGCCAAAGACAUUAUAGAAUCUCGUUUAAAUUAUAAGUUGCAUCUGUUAAAUAAUGAUAACUCAUCGUCUUCCUAA